Molecule: messenger RNA, 900 nt
Organism: Mucor velutinosus
Lineage: Eukaryota; Fungi; Mucoromycota; Mucoromycetes; Mucorales; Mucoraceae
Product: NADH-cytochrome b5 reductase
Exons: 2
Coding region: 1-900 (299 amino acids)
Source: RefSeq, a predicted model, not a curated record
AUGUCUAUUUCUCCAGUCUCAAGAAUUGCUAGAAACAUUACCAAAUCUGUUCUCUCCAGAGAGCAAAUGGAUGGUGUUGGUGCCAGAGUGUACCGCUCUAUUGGUAGCCAAACUCUGCGCAAUUUGGAUCCCUUCCUUAUGCUCGAUGAAUUCGAUGUUCGUGCUCCUGGUGGAUUCCCUGAUCAUCCUCAUCGUGGCUUUGAAACUGUCACUUACAUGUUGGAAGGUGAAUUCUUGCACGAAGACUUCAAAGGACACAAGGGUCGCAUUGGUCCUGGUGAUCUUCAAUGGAUGUCUGCAGCCAAGGGCAUUGUUCAUGCUGAGAUUCCUGCCAGCAACAGCAGAGCUCAUGGCCUCCAACUUUGGGUCAAUCUCUCCAGUAAGAACAAGAUGUCUGAGCCCAAUUAUCAAGAGUUGCCCAAGGAAAAGGUCGUUGAAGCUACUCCUGAAGAAGGUGUCACUAUCAAGGUCAUUGCAGGUGAAUCUUAUGGUGUAAAAUCUCCAGUAAUGACAAGAACUCCUACCAUGUUUAUCGAUGUCAAGCUGAAGAAGGGUAAGAAGAUAGAGCAGGUCAUCCCCAAGAACUAUGCUGGUUUCAUUUAUACCAUCGCUGGUUCUGCUCUCUAUGGUGGCAGCAAGCACAGUUCAGAGGCACACCAUACUUUGGUCUUGAGCGCUAACGAGGGCGACUAUAUUCCUGUGGAAUCUACUUCGGAUGAUUGCCAUUUCGUCGUUAUUGCCGGUGAACCUAUCAAUGAGCCCAUUGUCCAACACGGUCCUUUUGUCAUGAACACGCAACGUGAAAUCUAUCAGGCUUUUGCUGAUUAUCAACACGGUAGAAAUGGGUUUGAAGGUGCUCCCGAAUGGACUUCAUCCAUCAGAGAUCGUUGGUCUUCUUAA